GUGUGUGUGUGUGUGUGUGUGUGUGUGUUCUCCAUCUGUCAGCAUGCACAGUGGAAAGCUGAAGUCCGUCCGCGCUGUGAUGAGGCUCGGUUAGAGACCCGCCCCGCACCUGGACUGCUUCCUCCGGCCCGGUUCGGUUCGGUUCGGCCUGGUUUUGACUUAUUUCAGUCCCGCCCGCCCGGAACCGAACCACCAGCCCGACAUGAACUCCAUCCCCCUGCCGGAGCAGCAGAGCCCCGGCCCGGGACCCGCCGCCUCUCCCGGCCCGGGACCCGCCGCCUCCUCCGGGCUGAAGGAGCUGCGCUGCCUGCUGGGGCACAUCCGCUACGAGAACCUGGCGGCGGGUCUGAGCGGGGGGGUGAUCUCCACCCUGGUGCUGCAUCCGCUGGACCUGGUCAAGAUCCGCUUCGCAGUGAGCGACGGCCUGCAGAUGCGUCCUCAGUACGAUGGCGUGCUUCACUGCAUCAGGACCAUCUGGCAGCUGGAGGGCGUGCGCGGCCUCUACCAGGGAGUCACACCCAACAUCUGGGGCGCCGGCGCCACCUGGGGGCUCUACUUCCUGUUUUAUAAUGCAAUCAAGUCUUACUGUCAGGAGGGUCGUGAGUCAGAGCUCGGGGCUCUGCAGCACCUGCUGUCUGCAGCUGAGGCCGGCAUACUGACCCUGUGCCUCACUAACCCGGUGUGGGUGACGAAGACGCGGCUGGUGCUGCAGUACAGCGACAGGAAGCAGUACAGAGGCAUGAUGGACGCCAUGCUGAAGAUCUACCAGCACGAGGGCGUCGCAGGCCUGUACCGGGGCUUCGUGCCUGGCCUGCUCGGGACGUCCCAGGCGGCGCUGCAGUUCAUGACCUACGAGGCUCUGAAGAGAAACAGCAACGAGUACAAGAAGCUGCCGAGCGACGCCCUGCUGUCUCCGUGGGAAUACAUCGUCAUGGCAGCGGUGUCUAAGAUCAUCGCCGUGGCGACCACGUACCCGUACCAGGUGGUGCGAGCUCGUCUGCAGGAUCAACACAACAGCUACAGCGGGCUGGCCGACGUGCUGUCCCGCACCUGGAGUAAUGAGGGAGCAUUUGGGUUCUAUAAAGGAAUGGUUCCUAACCUGGUCCGGGUUCUUCCUGCCUGCUGCAUCACCUUCCUGGUUUAUGAGAACGUCUCCAGACUUCUGCUGGGUCAGUACAACUGACUCAGACUGACUCAGACUGACUCAGACUGACUCCGACUGACCCCAAACUGACUCAGACUGACUCAGACUGACUCAGACUGACCCCAAGCUGACUCAGACUGACUCAGACUGACUCAAACUGACUCAGACUGACUCAGACUGACCCCAAACUGACUCAGACUGACUCAGACUGACCCCAAGCUGACUCAAACUGACUCAGACUGACCCCAAACUGACUCAGACUGACUCAGACUGACCUCAAAGUGACUCAGACUGACUCAAACUGACUCAGACUGACCCCAAACUGACUCAGACUGACUCAAACUGACUCAAAUUGACUCAGACUGACCCCAAACUGACUCAGACCAAACUGACUCAGACUGACUCAGACUGACCCCAAACUGACUCAGACUGACUCAAACUGACUCAAAUUGACUCAGACUGACCCCAAACUGACUCAGACCAAACUGACUCAUACUGACUCAGACUGACCCCAAACUGACUGACUGACUCAGACUGACUCAGACUGACUCAGACUGACUCAGACUGACUCAAAUUGACUCAGACUGACCCCAAACUGACUCAGACCAAACUGACUCAGACUGACUCAGACUGACCCCAAACUGACUCAGACUGACUCAGACUGACUCAGACUGACCCCAAACUGACUCAGACUGACUCAGACUGACUCAAAUUGACUCAGACUGACUCAGACUGACCCCAAACUGACUCAGACCAAACUGACUCAGACUGACUCAGACUGACCCCAAACUGACUCAGUCUGACUCAGACUGACUCAGACUCACUCAAACUGACUCAGACUGACUCAGACUGACCCCAAACUGACUCAGGCGGGGUCAGACGGACUCUGGCAGACUCUGGUAGACUCAGGUGGACUCAGGUGGACUCAGGCUGGGUCAGGCUGACUCUGGGUCAGUGCAGAAACCUGAUGAAACUGAAGUGAAACUGGCUGCAGGAAUCCACACCAACCACAGCAGAGACUAAACAGCUGGCUCGGCUGGACCAGGUGAGACCGACUGAGGGUCAUCUGUGGAGGAGGGGCAGCAGACUGAGUGCCGUUGUGUUUGCCUCCACCAGAGGGCACUGUGUGGCUGAGCAGCUGGUUUCAGACGGGAUAGGAACUGAUCCCAGGUCAGUGCCUGAGUGGCCGCGGACACUGAGAUUACAACAUUGGUGGCGACUGAGAGCAGAACGUUUUUAUUCGGUGUCUCAGUGUUUCCGGGGAUUAAAGGGCGGUGCUCGCUUUACAUUCUGGGAAUAAAAAGAUAUAAAGUGCAGUUUUUCUGACACAGGAGAAGCUCUUGUUAGAGAUCAGGGCAGAGUGUGUGACGCGUGUGGGUUGAUGUGUUGUUCAGUCAUAUUGUCCAAAGCAAAUAGCACUUUCCGAAAACAUGAAAAUGUGUUUAAAUCUUAGAAAUAUGUUUCAUCACAAAUGUACAGCUCAUGUGCUGCUGAUGUGUGGCAAUGAUCAAUAAUCAAUAAUCAUGUAGCGAUCGGUGGUGAAACCAGUCAGCUUUAAAUCGUCUGAUUCAGGGAUUCAGCUUUUCUUCUCAGCUGCUUUCAAAAUAAAAGGUGGACUGGACUGAA
Molecule: messenger RNA, 2770 nt
Organism: Myripristis murdjan (pinecone soldierfish)
Lineage: Eukaryota; Metazoa; Chordata; Actinopteri; Holocentriformes; Holocentridae
Gene: slc25a32a
Product: solute carrier family 25 member 32a
Exons: 7
Coding region: 203-1183 (326 amino acids)
Biological process (GO): transmembrane transport; nucleotide transport
Source: RefSeq, a predicted model, not a curated record